CAAUUGUGCAUAUUGCAUAACAUGACGGGGUAUAUGUAUUUUUAAAGUAUUGUUAGUGGUUGAUCAAGAAUUAUGUACAAAUAACCGAAUGCCUAGAGAUAGAGACAAAAGAGAUGGGAAUGCAUUGUAUAUAUUAGAAGAUUGACUCGUGGGCCUACGACAGCAGAAUAAUGAAGAAAGAAGACGAAAACUUUAUAAGAGCGUCAUUACUGCUGCUUAAAGGGGGUGCAUUGAUGUCGAAAGAAACACUGAAAAUAGAAGUGAAGAAGACUGGCAAUGGCAUUGACCUUCUUCUAAAAAAUAAGGAAAAGAAACUUCAUCAUAAAUUUGUGAAAAGGCAGAGAGAAAAGUUAUUUCCUCAAGGAGGUGUUGGGACAGAUAUUGAAGUAUGGGACAUUGCAAUGCUUAUCACAGUUCUACUAACAAUCUUCAAACAAACACUUGAUGAUGACCAGAAAGAUCAUUUAAAGACAAUUAAGAAUAUAAGAGAUGAGGUUUAUGCUCAUACUGCAUCCUCAUCACUAAACAACGAUGAUUACGAUGAUAUACGCCAAAGGUUAGAGCAAGCUUACAUAUCUUUGUCAAGUUCGAUAGGGAAUGACAAGAAAGAUGAAUGUGACGCCAUUAUACAAGAAUGCACAGUAGAUCCUAUCAAUCCGGAAGAACUUAAGAGACAAUUAGAAAAUCAAGAGGACCUUUUCCAAGUGGUUCUUGAUAAAUUGAACGACACUCAAAAGUGUAUACUCGAAACGAGGAAUGUAAUCAUGGCUAGACUGGACUCUAUUUUCAAAAAAGAGGAUCAAAGUACAAAAACUAUUACAGUGAUAGAUGCAAAGUUAACUUUGAGUGGAGCUAUUAAUGAAAAAUCCGACAUAGACUUUGCUGAGGAUAUACUCACAAAAGUUUUAAACAAAGCAAUUAAAAGAGCAGGUGGAGAUACAGAUCAUCCAAAGAUUCGCAAAGUUGUUGACAAGAUGCUUGAAGAUAUUGGAAACUUGCCUGACGUAGAAGUUCUUCCAGCAGAGCAUAAAUGCAUCAUAUUGAAAUUCAAAUGUAGUUCUUAUCUCGGUUUGCAAACAAUCCUGAUAUAUUUGCACAGUGAUACUUUUAAGAAAAUUCUUCAAGAGCUUGCCAUCUCUCUAAAAACAAUUCAUCGAAUUAAGAGCGAACACAUCAAUAUUAAUGCGGAAGUGACCUUGGAAUGCUUGAAGGUUAUCUUAGAUACACUAAGCUCUGGCACAUCAGAUGAAAAUGUUUAUAAAAGAACUAUUAGAAUGCCGAUAGAGGUUAAAACUACAGAUGGAAUGAAGCGGUUAUGGUCAAUGUUUGAAGAUGGCGGGGCUACAAACAGAUUAAAUGAACUCUCAGAAGCCGUUUUUGAUGAAUUAAAUACAAAAAUUACAGUGACACCAUCAAUCGGAUUGAGUGGGGUUCAAGAUGAAAUAAGACAAUCAGACGAUCAUUUAAAACGAUUAACGAAUGUUUCGGCCGUUAAAGUGGAGCAUGUCAUUCCAGUUGCUGAAGAGGACAGAUAUCAAGAAAAAGAUUUCAUUUCAGAUGAACAUUUAAAACCAUUAAUGGAUGUCUCGGAUGUUAAAGUGGAGCAUAUCAUUCCGGUUGCUGAAGAGGACAAAUAUCAAGAAAAAGCAUUUGCUAAUUUACAUAUUCAAUAA
This is a messenger RNA of Ruditapes philippinarum (Manila clam), 1673 nucleotides long. RefSeq lists its product as uncharacterized. The coding region runs from base 171 to 1673 and encodes 500 amino acids. The transcript has 8 exons. NCBI's taxonomy places the organism in Eukaryota, Metazoa, Mollusca, Bivalvia, Venerida, Veneridae. The record is from RefSeq and is a predicted model, not a curated record.